This is a messenger RNA of Entrophospora sp. SA101, 1254 nucleotides long. The record is from the annotation of a GenBank genome assembly. Lineage: Eukaryota; Fungi; Glomeromycota; Glomeromycetes; Entrophosporales; Entrophosporaceae.
AUGUAUACCCAAGAGCCAGAGUAUAACAAAGAAACGAUUACCUCAGAUGAGUUAUUCAAAUUAGCUAGGCGAUCGAAAAAGCCAAAAAUCUAUAACCCCAAAACGAACCGUAUGAUUGUAAUCGAUGGACCAGCAUAUAAUGUCUUGAUACGCAAUGGUUAUAUGCAUUGGAAAGAGGAAAAAGUUUUAGUCCCUCCAAUUCAUGAAAAAUUAGUAUUGGGAAACUGGUUCGCGUUCAUAUCUAAUCGUAUUUGGGAUAUUGCAUACAAUCCAGAAAAAAGUUUACUUUCGUUAAUUGAUAGAAAAACAAGUUUAUUACAGGUAUUGCUCGAAGUAUAUAAUGAUUAUACUAUACGUAGUUGCAGAAUAGCCAUAGCUUCACCCCCAAAAAGCUUGGAAGAAGAAAUUAUCAGAGAGAUAGCAAAACGAAUCUUGCAAAAUAGAUAUGGGUUUAGUGAGGAUCGAGUGGAAGCCUUAUUUGAUUUGCAAAGCGACUUACGUCACCUCUCUGUCCAGGAAAACGAAAAUAAGACCAAGGAGAACGUGUCCUCUUCUACAGUAAACAUUGUUAUUUCUAAGAGACAAAGUCUCCAUUCUUCGAAAGAUCAGUUUCGAUUAGGGAUUUUGAGACAAGAGGAGAGUUCGAUAAUGGAAUAUUACACAAAAGUAAAAAAAUGUGGUAAAUUAGCUGGAUAUAAUGAAGUUCAGCUUAAAUAUCACUUCCUCCGUGGAUUGUCUCAGAAAGAUAGUAAAUUCGUCAGAGAAGAAACCACAGCUCCACUUGGAUUGGCCGUAAUCCCACUUACCUUUACUUCUAAUGUAAUAAAAAAUCAUCGCCUUAGUAAUUAUGAAUCCAUCACAAUCCCGACUGAAGUACUUGUAGAAAAAUAUGGCCCCCAAAUGCCUAAUUUUAUCCUGCUCGGUAAUAAUUGGUUCUAUGGACGCAAUAACGAUGGGUUUCAGACGUAUCUACCGGAAAUAGUAACAGAUGCAGAAAAUGCUUUGGUAAGAACCACCUUACGCAUUAAGGACCUUGGCUGGAAAGUUGGCACAGCCAAAGCUAAAAGGAAGCCAAGGGUUAAUGUAUAUGUUAAUAAAAGAUUAAAUACUUCUAAUUCGGAUACUUCUUCCAACUCAGAUGUUUCGGAUAGCGAUUCAAGCGAUUCAAGUAAUUCUUCCUCAUCAUGUUCGGGAUCAGAAGAUAAGCACAUAUAUAAGACUGUGGCUGUUAUACACCCGAAGCGAUGUCGCAAA